AUGCAGAAAAACAAGUUUCUAACGCUGCAGAAAAAUAAUUUACGACCAUCUUGGGACUGGGUCGAUCAGAAAUGGGUAGAAGUUGCUGCAAAACAUGAUAUACUCUGGGUCAUUUCCUCACUACGCUCAUCAUCAGCUAAGGCAUCUGAGAGUGGUAGUCAAAGGUUAAGUAGUUUGUCUGUAUACCCGAAAAAAGAUGUGCCUAUUGUGCAUCCCAAGAAACGGCUGCGUGUUAACUACUCAGAUGAUGUGGCUUCAAAGGAGCUUAAUUCCAGCCUGAAUGUAGUCGGUUGCAAAGACAAACAAGUUUCUAACACUGCAAAAAUUAAUUUACAACCUUCCCGAGACAGGGUCGAUCAGAAAUGGGUAGAAGUUGCUGCAAAAUGUGAUAUGCUCUCGGUCAUUUCAUCACUACGCUCAUCAUCAGCUGAGGCAUCUGAAAGUUGCAGUAAAAGGUUACCUAGUUUGGCUGCGUACCUAAAUAAAGAUGUGCCUACCAUGCAUCCAAGAAAACGUCUGCGUUUUAACUACUCAGAUGAUGUGGCUUCCAAGGAGCUUCAUUCCAGCCUGAAUGUAGAGUCCGUUGCAAAGGAUAGAUCUUUUAGUCGGCGCAAAUUGUAUAAGAAUAACCAUUGUGUGAUCAUGGUGGAUUGA
Molecule: messenger RNA, 654 nt
Organism: Oldenlandia corymbosa var. corymbosa
Lineage: Eukaryota; Viridiplantae; Streptophyta; Magnoliopsida; Gentianales; Rubiaceae
Source: the annotation of a GenBank genome assembly